AUGCCUCUUCCUGGUUAUUACACAAGUGUUGCCAAAUUGACAAACAAAUUGGGGGAGCCGCUUUAUGAGUGGAAAUGGGCCGUCAGAAUGACAACUGGAAACAACGAGCAAGACAUUUAUCUGCGAAAAACACCCAUUGAAAAGGUGUUUCCCACUCUUGGCUGGGAAAUUCCAACCUACCAAGAGUUUGUUCAGAAUUUCAAAGACCUAAAAUCUUCAAAGUAA
Messenger RNA from Oikopleura dioica, 225 nucleotides. Lineage: Eukaryota; Metazoa; Chordata; Appendicularia; Copelata; Oikopleuridae. The record is from the annotation of a GenBank genome assembly.